This is a messenger RNA of Lycium ferocissimum, 1102 nucleotides long. RefSeq lists its product as uncharacterized. The record is from RefSeq and is a predicted model, not a curated record. NCBI's taxonomy places the organism in Eukaryota, Viridiplantae, Streptophyta, Magnoliopsida, Solanales, Solanaceae. The transcript has a single exon. Bases 1 to 813 code for a protein of 270 amino acids.
AUGGAAGACAUACUAACAGAAAUCCCUCCACCUUCAAGGUUCUUUUUGGAAGAACUGAACAACUUUUGUCCUCCAUCUCCUCCCCUUCCCUCUCCAUUCCUGUUGUUUUCAACUCCUAACCGGGAGAGAUUUUCUCGCCCUUCUCUCCUCAUCAUUGCCAUGUCUUCUCCAUCACUUCAAGUUUUUCAUCACGUGUCCUCCAAAACCCUUAUCGGAACUCUUAUCCUUCCCGAAAUCCCAGUCUCUGGCAAUUCAGUUGAACCCUCUCUUAAAGACAAAUCAUGUAAUAUAUAUGCUCUGAAUGAAGAUGAUAACUUGAUUAUGAUUGUGUCUGUACAAUAUCCAGUUACUGCAGAAAGAUCUCAUGCAGUCGCAAAGCUACUCAUUGGAGAACAGAUUAUUCCGGAAAAGGUCUUAAUUUUGGAUUCCAUUCGAAGUUCUAACUUUAGAGGAAAACUUUCACCAGAUGAAGCAUUUGCAUUUAAGCUGGAAUCAUCUGCAGAGAGAAAAGCAAAGGCUGAUGGCCAUCAAGAUUCACCACUGGUAAAAAGCGCCGACUAUUUUCCAUCAGGAAGUGUUGUGGAUGGCUUGGCUGCAGCUUUAUUGAGCCGAUGUCAGUUAAAGAAGAUAAGAGGAACUUUAUGCGUUUCUUGGCCUGAAGUCGGUGUUUCAGUUAUGUCACUUGUUAAGUCUCUACUACUCAAGGAUGUCCUCUCCCGCAUGAAGCAUAUUGACAUUAAGAAUCUUGAGCAGGAAUUUCUAAACUUAGGCCAGAAUAAGGAUUUCCUUCUUGACUCUGAACUCUAUACAUGAUGUCUUUGAUUUGAAUCAAAUGGCACUUGUUCUGAUCCCGGUAUCGCGUUGUUCCUCCUUUUUGGUAGAUUCCUCUAAUGUAGUUUGAACAAAGCAAUAUUUUCAAUUUCAUUCUCUGCUGGAUUUAUCAACUUGAACAUGGUUCACCAUGUCAGAUCAGUUUUAUGUUUUACAGCUACUUAGAGUGAUUUUCUAGUGUUAUAUUAUGUCCAUUGAGUUCAUGGAAUUACUUGGUCAGUGUAUGAAACACUAUAAACUUAGGUGCUUUGGGAGAAUCUUUUUACUUUCA